AUGUCCGCUCCUCUCGGGCCCCGAGGCGGGCCGGCCGCGGUGCUGCCGGACAUGCCGGACCUGAGCCACCUCACCGAGGAGGAGAGGAGGAUCAUCCUGGACGUGAUGGACCGUCAGCGGCGAGAGGAGGAGAAGGAGCAGUCCAUGCUGAAGAAGUUGCACCAGCAGUUCGAGUCGUAUAAGGACCAGGUGAAGAAGAUGGCGGACGAGGCCCAGACUGCCCCGGAGCAGAAGGGCGAGGCGCCCACCUGCGGAAUUUGCCACAAGACCAAGUUUGCCGAUGGCUGCGGCCACCUCUGUUCGUAUUGCCAAACCAAGUUCUGCGCCCGCUGCGGGGGACGGGUGUCACUCCGCUCCAACAAGGAGGACAAAGUGGUAAUGUGGGUAUGCAACUUGUGCCGAAAACAACAAGAAAUCCUCACCAAGUCCGGGGCCUGGUUCUUCAGUGGGUCAGGGGCUGCGUUGCCCCCAAGUGCGAGUGACCUCCGGGGUGUCUCACGCAGGCGCCACGAGGAAGCUCCUCAGGAGAAGAAAGCCAAACUGCAGGAGGCCCCACUCCUCUAUCAGGGGCCGGCAGGGGACCGAAGCAGGGCGCCAGGCCUCGCCCGCCAGCACUCCCUCGACAACGGCUCGGGGCUGAAGCCUGGUGAAAUUGCUGCCGACAGGAGGCAGGGGAUUGUGGGCAGUGUGUCAUGCGGAACGCCGCAGGGAAGGGCAGCGCAUUCCAUCAGUGGACCGAGACCUGCAGUUUCUGCCGGACCGGUUCAGCUGUUUGCUGCAGACCUGAACACAGGUGGAGUGUUCACUCGUGAAAACAGAUUGGGAUCGCGAUGCCUGAAGCAGCCCGGCUCGGCCAGCUGUGCUGCGGGAGCCCGGCAGGAGCAGCAGGGCGCUGGGCUGCGCUCCUCUUCUUCCCCUGGAGGUAGUCGCUCGCUCCGUCGGUCGGUUGAUGGAGGUGCGGGAGCUGAACCUGAAUCAUCGCUGAAGGAAGGAAGCGCUAAAGCACGCAAGAAGGAAGGAAGGGGGGAAUAA
Messenger RNA from Colossoma macropomum (tambaqui), 1032 nucleotides. Its product is annotated as regulating synaptic membrane exocytosis protein 2-like. NCBI's taxonomy places the organism in Eukaryota, Metazoa, Chordata, Actinopteri, Characiformes, Serrasalmidae. Gene Ontology annotation, biological process: positive regulation of synaptic transmission; regulation of membrane potential; intracellular protein transport. The record is from RefSeq and is a predicted model, not a curated record. Gene Ontology annotation, molecular function: transmembrane transporter binding; small GTPase binding. Gene Ontology annotation, cellular component: presynaptic membrane; cytoskeleton of presynaptic active zone. The transcript is spliced from 7 exons. The coding region runs from base 1 to 1032 and encodes 343 amino acids.